Messenger RNA from Acanthoscelides obtectus, 342 nucleotides. Lineage: Eukaryota; Metazoa; Arthropoda; Insecta; Coleoptera; Chrysomelidae. The record is from the annotation of a GenBank genome assembly.
UGUCGCUGUCGCCUACGACAGCGCUUCGUGUUGGAUACAAAUCACCGGAAUACUUCCAAAGCAGUGUGCGUAGCUGUAAACCUCAGUCGUCAAUAGAUUACUAUCGCUGUCGUUGUAUUAAGACAAUGACAUAAGUUAAAACGUGCUCUUUGUAAAUGGUACAGACAGACAGUUUUGAGCAGUCACCGCAUUGCGGAAGAAGUUUUUUGGAUGAUUCAGGAUGUUUACAUCCCGAAAAUUCUUCUCUGUCUAUACUUUUGUUUGCCUGCAUGCUAUCUAUUUUUUUGCCCACUGCUGGGCAGGAAUUGCAACCGCUUCACCAACAUACCUAGGUUGAAUUGA